GCGCUGCCCCGCAGCCUGUCCCGCCUGCGCGAGUGCCCGGGCCGCUCCCGCAUCGUGCUGGCGCUCGGGGCCACGCAGAUGGCGCUCGGAUGCCUCAUCGUGGCCGUCAGCUUCGCCGCGCUGGCGCUCACCACCUCGGCCCGCGUCCGCCACUCCUGCCCCUUCUGGGCCGGCUUCUCGGUGCUGCUCUCGGGGCUCAUCGGUGUGGUCUCCUGGAAGAGGCCUCUCUCCCUUGUGAUAACCUUUUUCAUGCUGCUCUCUGCAGUGUGCGUAAUGCUGAAUUUGGCUGGUUCAAUUCUCUCCUGUCAGAAUGCUCAGCUAGUCAACUCCCUAGAAGGCUGUCAGUUGAUUAAGUUUGACAGUGUCGAGGUGUGUGUCUGCUGCGAAAGGCAGCACCAGCCGUCGGGCUGCAGCAACCUUGGGGAGACGCUGAAGCUGAACCCACUGCAGGAGGACUGCAACGCUGUGAGGCUCACGCUGAAGGUGACGGCCAAGGGCAUUCCUGAUUCACGCAUUCCAUCCCAUGCAUUUACAGACGUUUUCCGGACGGGACAGUGUACCCGGAGUCAUGGGGCCCACGUUCAACCGAGCACAUGGCCUGAGUGGACAUGGACCCUGAGCCCGAGCUCAGGCAGGGAGGUCAGCCUUGGGAGCAACCUCUUGCUUCCAUCUGCAGAAGGCAAAAGGGAAGAGGAGCAAAUGCAUGCUCUGGGGGAGUCUGGGAGCUCACGGAGGCCAAGAUUGUUUCUUAAACAUCCACCCUGUGUGCAAGCUGUGCGGGCCCAAAGCAUUACAGGUCUCAUGACUGUCUGUCCCGUGUGGCUUUAUUCUUCCUGCUGUGGAAACAGGGAAGAGAGCAGUUGGGAGGAGGGCGUUGGAAGCGAGGCCAGGGGCUGUCCUACCUCCUACAGUGACUCUGGAGGAGUCUGUGUGGCCUUUGUUGGUCCCCAGCAGUGCCCCCGGAAGUGGAAGCUUACGAGUGUGGAUCAGCAGGCGACCGAGUCCAGCCCCAGGGACCCAGAUGCCACGGCUGGCUUCGGCACACAAGAGCCCGCAGAUGGUUCAAGCCUCCUGGCAUCCGAGGGUGCCACUGCGCCAGGCCUGAGCCCCGAAGGCCCCGUGGGUGCCUCGCAGCCCCUGCCACCUGGCCUCGAGUCCCCGGAGGGCCCUGACCAGGGCACAUGGGUGGUGCCAGGGCCCAGGCGUGUGGCCCGCUCCACCAGCGACCCCACUUCUUGCUCAUCCAGUGUAGCAGGCCAUGCCUCGUCACACACCCCGUCCUGCAGCCAGGACCUGGAAGCAGGACUGUCCGGGGCUGCUCUGGGGACCGUUUCCCGAGCUCACUCUGUCGCGGCUGCCUGUGCAGGUCGGCGCCCGCUCUCACCCCCUGGGCCACCGGAUCCCCGGAAAGGCGACCCGCGGGGAAAGCCAGAGACCUUACAGACGGUCUGCAAAGAGCGGCCACACUCUCUAGUGGACAGCAAGGGCCACACAGACGCCAGGGUGUUGGUGGCUAAGUUUCUGGAACGCUCGAACUGUGCCCUCCCUCCCGAGGUGCGGCACGUGGUGGGCACCUUCCACCCGGCCGGCCCCCCUGAGGAGCCCCACGGGGAGGAGGCCGUGUUCAGCGCCGGCGUUCGGGACCAGGUGUGACCAGGCCACGGGUCCUGACCCGGAUGGGCCUGGGCCCACGCGUCCUUGCUGGAGGCCACUGUGCUGGCGGGGAGGGGCCUGCGGCCCAGAUCUCAGGGUGGCCCAGGCCGUGAGCUGCCGUCCCUCUCUUCAGGAGGAUCCGGUCAGUUGUCUUGGGGAUGACACUUCCUACCUAUUCCGCUAAUACAGAAAAAUGACUCUUGUGGCCACCGCGAACUCUUCCGCUUUGUCAGGCACGUAGCACCUACCCAGCGUUCUGGAAACACAGUGGCAGGUGACGCUAGAGACGCUAAGUAUCUUCAAAAUCAGGGCCGUCAAAAAGCAAGACUGUCCCCCACCUGCAAUUCAGUUGAGUGUUUAGUGGAUAGAAGAGGAUAUCGAGUAAUAUGAGACCAUUUUCUUCUAUGGUUUGUAUCACUCAAUAAUCUACCCUUUAUCGUGUGCUGCCUGGAAAGAAAAUGGAUAAUUCUGGCACGAAGGACAGCCCGGGCCCAGCUCUCCGCCCGCAGGAUGCAGGGCUGUCGUGCCUACGAAUCACAUUAGGAGACCUCAGCGUGGCCUGGCCGCCUCCGGGAAGCAAGCUGGUGUGGCAGGGAGCUUUGCUGGACACCCCCACCCCACCCAGGUCCCCUGGUCCCUUGGGCCUCCCCUCCCCACCACCUCUCCAUGGGGUACCCUCCCCACUGUCUCUCUGGCUGUCUCCUCCUCUGCAGACACUCUUGGGGAGCCUUUUUGGGGGGUUUUCCCUGCGUCUGCCCUCCCCAGGACGGCCUGGACGGGUGGAGGUCUGGGGGAAGAGGCCCAUACCCCAGGAUCUGUGCGCCUCCUCAGAAAGCAGGUCUCUGAUGACCCAGAGCAUCCGCUUCCCAGCCAGGCAGCAGAAGACGCAGGUUGUAAAGCAUCUUUCCACACAGCACCCGCCGAGCUGGGUACGUGGAAGCAGGCCAGCCCCGCCUCCCUGCAGCGGCAGCUUGGGCCUUUGCCUUUCUUGGGCCCCCCACCCCCUCCCCACCGGCCCUCAUGUUCUGGCAACAUUAACACCAGCCACUUCCCACAACGGCCCUGGAGCAGCACGGUCCUCCAGAACUUUCUGCAGCCGUGGGAACGCCUGUCCUUCUGCCAUCCACAGCAGUGGCCACCAGCGCCCGUGCCGUGGCCCUGCCUUGAACAAGGCAGCCCAGAACCCACAGCUGUCAACCGAGAGCCCAGGGGCCUGGCAUGGGGAGCACGAGGAGGGAGCCGACCGCUGCCCACUCUUGCUUGGCGUCCAGCGUCUAGGGGCUGUGGGCUGCCCUGCCCUCUGCUCUGCGCCCCACCGUAGCCAACGUGCUGGGGACGUCAUGUCGUUGGCACUGGGAAAGGGCUGGUGGGGAGGGUCUGCGGUCCGGACGCCUGGAGCCCCCAGCAACGGAGGUGCGGGGAGCCUGCAGUGACGGUCAGCUUUGAACACUUGGCUUCGGUAAAUGUUCUUGGUCAUUGCCUCCUCGCCUCUGGCUGAGGUGACAGAACUGGAAGAAUACCCAUCAGGCCUUCUGAUGCCAACCAGAACUUUUCCACGGGAGAAUCCCAGAGAUGAAUUAUGAGCACUUUAUCCAGACUACAAAAUGGGAAAUCUCUUGUCUCAUUUUUCUCAGCCGAGGGCUUUUGAAAUCCCUCCCCGUGCCCAAAGCAAAUCCCUUCGCUGGUACAGUUAAUUGAUGGUUUUUCCAAGCAGCCUCCCCUGAGCCCAUCAGCACAGCAUUCAUGGCUUCUGAAUCCGGGCAUUUUCGGUGUCCCUGGGGUGGGAACCAGAGCUUAGCAAGCUGCGGGGGGUUUUCGCCUGCAUGUGGGGGGCCCACACUCGGGCUUGGGGGCGCACAUAGCAGUGUCCUUGGGCCGAGCCCCGGAGCUAAGCCUGCACUCUCCGACGUGGCUGCAAUUUGAGUGAGGCCUGCCCCUUACCCUUGCACUCGCAGCUCUGGGGUAGAGCUCGGCCAUCAGUAUUUUUAUUGUGCAGCCAGGGACAGCGGCCACUGGGAGCCCGCCCUGGCACUCUGUGCCCUUCACUUCUCCUCCCUGCAGCGGGACAGUGUUUCUUCUGCCAUCGUGGGCUCCUGCGGCAGCCUGGGCCUCCACCUGGGUACAAGCGGGUGCUCUGACCGAAGCCCAGAGUCCUGGAUGUUCUCAAGAGCCCUGCCCUUCACGCACUUUCCACGCUCAGUUGUGCAUUUGCUCUCAGAGCAACUCUAUCUUGCAGGUGAGGAGACUGUACCCAGUUUUAUACCACUGAGCUAGAACGUUCUGCCCAUCUGCUCGGGGCCCCCGGUGGCCCAUGUGGGCUCCAGCAGGGCCCAGGGUCCCGGCUUCCGGGAAAGGUCCCGGGAGGAGAGAAGUGCCAGUUAGAGCCGCUAGGAACAAGCCAGCUCUAGUACCCGAGACCCUGCUCUGCCCAGCAGCGUCUGGGAGCCAGGUGCCCAGCAGCAAGCACCCCAAGCCCAGACCAUGUGGUUCCUCUUGCUGGUGCACCGCCUCCCUGCUCUCCUCCCGAUAAAGCAUCAGCAGGCAGGGCAGAGCCUCGCAGGCUGCCCCAGGAAGCUAAGGCACGGGACCCCCACCUGCAGGGGACCCUCCCCCCACCUGCACACGCCUGGGUCCUGGGCACUCUCCCUGCCUUUUCCCCACAACCCAAAUGGGGUCAGCUCGGCGUGGGGGCCAGAGCCUGUCCAGACACUGCCAGUUGCAUGGGGGGCAAAAGAACGCUGAGGUGGGUGAGCUCUGGACCCCUUCUCUAUGGCAAACAAGCGGGGGACUCAUCCUUCACAAGGUCUCCUUCAGCUGGUGACAACAACGCAGCUUGAAUGCUUGUAACAAACCAUGUAACAGAAAGCUGCUUUCAAAUGGAUGUUUCCCCCCGCCCUCAGCUGUAUUGAUUCACAGAUGCUGCUAUUAGGCAGAAUUUAUAGGAAAUUGUUUUCAAGCCACAGGAGACCUGUUUGUACAACUUGAAGGUUGUAUUUAUUUAAUGUACCUCAAGGUGUUUUCAUAAUGAUCCAUGUUUUAAUAAAAACUAUUUCUGGCC
This is a messenger RNA of Leptonychotes weddellii (Weddell seal), 4711 nucleotides long. The record is from RefSeq and is a predicted model, not a curated record. Lineage: Eukaryota; Metazoa; Chordata; Mammalia; Carnivora; Phocidae.